CACGUGACGGUGUUUCAACACACGCGAUGCAAUGUUCGCGAUGCAAUGUUCGCGAUGCCUCGUCAGGCCCUUCCUCGUCGUCGCGGCCACGUAAUGAGGAGAAUUGCAUUUUUCACAUGACCAGCCUCGCCCACGCGGAUCGCACGGCUCGUCCUAGAUGCAAUACACGCUCCUGAGAACUGAAAAUGAAGAGGAGCGCGAUAACGAAUUGGCAUCCCGCCAGAAGAAAAGUACAGCCGGCCAGCCGGGCAAGAUGUACUUCACCGUGCUGAUGAUACUUGGUACCUUGUUCCUAGGCUACAUCGCGAUAGCGAAUGACUUAAAACCGAUCAGGAUAGGUAGCAAAGCCAUCGACUCGUUAGCGUUUUCGUUUAACUUACAAAAGCCCUUCUACGUCGUGGUGAUUGACGCCGGCUCCACCGGCAGCCGCGUGUUGGCCUUCAGCUUCCACGAGUCCAUUCUCAAUGGCAAUUUGGUGCUGGACGGUGAGUUGUACAGCGAGGUGAAGCCCGGCCUGAGCUCGUUCGCGGACAGGCCGGCUGACGCCACCAAGUCUCUCAUCACACUGUUGAACAAAGCAAAGACGGUGAUCCCGCAAUCAGAAUGGCCUCGCACAAUGCUCACUAUGAAGGCCACAGCAGGCCUAAGACUGUUGCCUGAGCACAAGGCCAAUGCCAUACUGGAAGAGUGUAGGAAGCUCUUCCAGACGUCUGGAUUUCAGGUGGCGAAGAGCUCCAUCUCUAUUAUGGAGGGCACGGACGAGGGGAUCUUCUCGUGGUUCACCGUCAAUUUCUUGUUAGACCGUUUUACCUCACUCGGCUCUCAGGCGACCGUGGCCGCGCUGGACCUCGGCGGAGGGUCCACCCAGGUUACGUUCCAGCCGGACAGUGUUCAAGCCAAGAAGCUGGAGAAGCACGUCUACUCCAUCAAUGUGUUCAGCCACAAUAUGAGUCUGUACACGCACAGCUAUUUAGGCAUGGGGCUGAUGGCCGCCCGCAAGGCGAUACUAACUCAUGACAUGAACACGGAGGAUCUCGUCGCGGAUCCCAAGCUGCCGAUAGAGAUACAUUCCGAGUGCGUGAAUCCGAUCGUGUCCACCGAAUGGUCCUACGGCGGACGUGACUACGUCGUGAAAGGUCCCGUGAACGGCACGUAUAAGCUCGUGAAGACUCAGAACUUCGCCGGCGGCGACGAGAACAAGCCGAUCGUGCGCUUCGCGGAAUGCCUGAAGAUCAUCGAGAAGUACGUCGGCACCUUGGCGAACAAGCCGGUGGGCUUGAAGGAUCACGAGGUGUAUGCGUUUUCGUACUACUUUGACCGCGCGACUGAGGUAGCGUUAAUAGAUCCAUUUUUGGGUGGGGUCGUGCACCUCAGUUCUUUCUUGAAGCAGGCCAUGGAGACAUGUGACUACCCAAACACGGAUCAACCGUUCAUGUGCUUAGAUCUGACAUUUAUUUAUGUACUGCUGAGGAACGGAUUCGGCUUGGAGCCGUCAACAAAGUUAUACCUUUAUAAGAAGAUUAAUGGUCACGAAUUAAGUUGGGCUUUGGGAGCUGCGUUCAAUGUUCUUCAAAAUGGACUAUGACGAAUAUAGAAAAAUUACUCAAAAAGAAAGUAAAAUACUACGAUAAAAACGAAAUCCUCAGUAUGUUAUAUUAAUUAGUCAUAUGCUGUUACUUAGGUGUAGGUCUUGUUUUUCAAAUUGAAUUGAAGGGAUAAAAUAUAGAAAUACAGGAGAUGUAUUGUACUCUAAAACUUAAGGGAAAAAAGAAUAUCCCGGGAAAAAAACAAUCAUUGACGAAACUUGCAGGUUUUUGUACAAAAACUUUGGAUACAUCCAGACAUUCGAUACUUAUACAUUACCGGCGACUACCGCACAAUUGCCUAACAUCGUAGCCAUAACAACCUAUUUUUUAAUCACUUCUAUGGAAUGAGAGAAAAGCAGUAUUUAAUGCGUAUUUUUAGGUACAAAUGUAUAAUAUAUUUUUAUCUGAAAUAUCUGAACAUCUCUACAAGUGGGAGGACAUAUCGCCGUACGUUUGUGAUAGUUUGUUAUAAGAUUUGUAACUGUUUUACCGGAAUGUGUGUAUUCAAUGGUUUUUGGUUAAUCUAUUAUGCUAUCUAUUAUAUUCAUUUCUUGAUUUUAUCUAGAAGUGUGUGUGUGUGUGUGUGUGUAUGUGUGUGUGUGAUACAAGGGAUAUAUAUAUAUAUAUUUUCAAAAUAAAAAUUGAUAUAUACAUAUGUAUAAAAUCUACAUUAGUCUCUCAGUAUUACAUAUAAAUGUAAUCAAAGCAUGAUUCUAUAAUAACAGAAGAUUUUGACACAAAAAUUGACAAAAGUGGGACUAUAACUAUACAUAUCUCAAUUUGGUGCACAAAAACUACAGUUAUUAUCAUAAACCUAGUACAAAUAGAUUAUAUUCCCAAUACUAACUAUCUACCUGUUAAAGUAUGACAAUGAUGUAUAUAACAUCCAAAUUUUGUAUCUAUUGCUCUGUGCAAUAUUUUCUAAGAUUUCUUCCGAUUCUAAAAUAACGCAUUUACAGACAUUCUUGAAUAUUUAAUAUAAUGUGCCCGACAGAGCGAAAUAACGAAUUAUACAUAUGUACAAGAAAUUGUUAAAUAGUCUAUGAUAUAAUGUAUUCUAUAUAUGUACUAUUCCACAUACCCCCCAUAAAAGUAGAGACUUACGAUCAUGCAUAUAUAUGUAUAUGUGUGCCUUUAAGAUGCUGUUUUUGAGUAAAACGAAUAUAAAGUUA
Messenger RNA from Odontomachus brunneus, 2758 nucleotides. RefSeq names its product ectonucleoside triphosphate diphosphohydrolase 5. Bases 158 to 1585 code for a protein of 475 amino acids. The transcript has 4 exons. Gene Ontology annotation, biological process: nucleoside diphosphate catabolic process. Gene Ontology annotation, cellular component: membrane. The record is from RefSeq and is a predicted model, not a curated record. Gene Ontology annotation, molecular function: UDP phosphatase activity; GDP phosphatase activity. Lineage: Eukaryota; Metazoa; Arthropoda; Insecta; Hymenoptera; Formicidae.